Molecule: messenger RNA, 354 nt
Organism: Triticum turgidum subsp. durum (durum wheat)
Lineage: Eukaryota; Viridiplantae; Streptophyta; Magnoliopsida; Poales; Poaceae
Source: the annotation of a GenBank genome assembly
AUGAUUGUCAGCACUGGUGCGGUGCAGCAGCUCCCCUCAGUCCCUGAGGGCAGGACGGCUCUCAAGGAUUGCCCGAGGACGAUACCCAACGUCGUUCGAUUGCUGAUGAGGGUGUCCGAGGCCUGCACGCAGCGCGCCCUGUCGAUGCUGUGGGUGGUGUGCAGGAUGGUGCCUGAGGAGUCCGCGCCCACUGCCCUGGAGGUCGGACUGGCCGCCAAGCUUCUGCUGGUGAUUCAAAGCGGGUGCGGGCCGGAGCUGAAGCAGCAAGCCUCGGAGUUGCUCAAGCUUUGCACCAUGCACUGCAUGUCCACCGUCUUCCUCGUGAAAUGCAAGCUCACCAAGACAAUUCAGUGA